This is a messenger RNA of Harpegnathos saltator (Jerdon's jumping ant), 1101 nucleotides long. RefSeq lists its product as uncharacterized. Gene Ontology annotation, molecular function: methyltransferase activity. Lineage: Eukaryota; Metazoa; Arthropoda; Insecta; Hymenoptera; Formicidae. The transcript is spliced from 5 exons. Bases 76 to 1056 code for a protein of 326 amino acids. The record is from RefSeq and is a predicted model, not a curated record.
ACAAUUUAUAUGUGUUAUUUAGAUAAAAAGUCUGUUGAGAGUCAUUAUUGUUAUUAGUAAAGGAUAAGCCAAAAAAUGUCAAUUGAUUUAAACAAGGCAGAAGAACAUUUUAUUGAACUAAUGCGAUCGUUAAAUAAAAAUGAUCAACAGAAAUUCUUAUCAUUUAUUAUAAAGGAAUGGAAAGUAGAAUCAUCUGUAUUUUACAAUCAUACAGGAGAUGAUACAUAUGACUGUGAUAAAGACAAUGACACAGAUUACCCAAUAUUUAUGUUAAAUACUAUUGUUUUUGAUAUUAAACAGAAAGUCCCUUUCAACGCUAUAUUACCAUCUGAAAAUAUCAUAAAACCUUUGUCAGGAUUGAAUUCAGAUUGCGACUCUGAUAUAACAUUUCACAUGGAUCUGUUUCUAUAUGAUUAUGAUGAUUUGACUGAACUUGAGAAUAACAAGCAAUUGCAAAGGUACUAUUGUCUUGAUUGUGGGUCUAGAAAUACAGAAUCAUUAAUUUACAUAUCACACUCCAUAUCACGAAAAGCAUUGUACUAUAUGUUUAAUAUAUGUCUACCAAAAUUAAAAGGCAAAACCAUACUUGAUGUAGGUUCAAGAUUGGGUGCAGUUCUUUAUGGAGCAUAUGUUUAUACAGAUGCUCAAAGAAUUAUUGGUGUUGAAAUGAAUGAAGAAUUCUGUAAUCUUCAGAAUGAUAUUAUACAUAAGUACAAAAUGGGUGGUCGUAUAACUAUCUUUCACAACAGAAUAGAAAAUGUACCAAAGGUAAUUGAAGAAAGUGACGUCAUUAUUUUGAAUAAUCCUUUCGAAUUUUAUUUAUCCAAAGACAUACAGAUAGAUAUAUGGAAGUUUCUGAAAGCUACAAUAAAGAAAGGGACAAUCCUCGUUACUUGUCCAUCCAUUGAUAUAAUUUUUAGGACUUUACAACUUGAUGAUUCAAUAGAAACGUGGUUAAAACCUUAUGAAAGAUAUUCGAAUAAAAUCCAUGACUUGCAUACUGCAAUGAAUGGAGAUGAAUCUUUUAAUAUAAUGUCAUGUUAUGAAAUCUUUUAAGCACUUUGUACAAUAUAAGUACAAGACAGUCGCAUUAUAUUUUUA